Linderina pennispora is the source of this 402-nucleotide messenger RNA. RefSeq lists its product as uncharacterized. The transcript has a single exon. NCBI's taxonomy places the organism in Eukaryota, Fungi, Kickxellomycota, Kickxellomycetes, Kickxellales, Kickxellaceae. The record is from RefSeq and is a predicted model, not a curated record. Bases 1 to 402 code for a protein of 133 amino acids. Gene Ontology annotation, biological process: electron transport chain.
AUGACUGAAAUCCACCCGGCGCAUCAGAAGGAGCCGCUGCCGGCAGAGGUGCUCUCUGGCGCCCCCGCCGAGGUGACCAAGCGCACAGUGCACAUCUACCGCCCGGCGGUGAACCCGAUGCAGUCCGGACGCAACUCGAACCUCCGCUGGCGCAUCGACUUUGACGCACUGUCCAAGGGCGACAGGUGGGAGAACCAGCUGAUGGGCUGGCAGUCGACUGCCGACGCGAUGGCGUCGGUGAAGCUGGAUUUCAGCACCAAGGAGGACGCCGUGCACUUUGCCGAGAAGCAGGGGUGGGGGUACACGAUCAAGGAGCCAAAGUUCAGGCAGAUUAAGCCGAAAUCGUACAAGAACAACUUUGUCUACCGUGCGGGCAAGCUGCCGUUCGUCCACACCAAGUAA